Molecule: messenger RNA, 3462 nt
Organism: Solea solea (common sole)
Lineage: Eukaryota; Metazoa; Chordata; Actinopteri; Pleuronectiformes; Soleidae
Gene: snx19a
Product: sorting nexin 19a
Exons: 11
Coding region: 163-2904 (913 amino acids)
Cellular component (GO): early endosome membrane; intracellular membrane-bounded organelle
Molecular function (GO): phosphatidylinositol binding
Source: RefSeq, a predicted model, not a curated record
AAAAAUGAUGGCAAGAACAUCACCAGACUGACCACAAUCCCCACACUAUCCCAUCUAACCCCUUCCCAUGUAUACUCACAUUUGUUGACAGUGAAAAUAUUUGAUGUGGUAGGCCUAGUUAGAUCAAAGCACAGGAGUCCUGUACAACUGGCCUUGCAGCUAAUGUUGUUGCUAAGAACUGCUUUCUCAUUCUUGUUGCUUGUUCUAUCACAGAUGCCUUCCUUGAAGAGCUCCAAUGAUUGGACUUUAUCAGAGUUAUUUGGGCAGAAGAGGUUGUUAGGACUUGGAGCUGUGAUGAUUUGGCUUGUCCUCUUCCAUCUCCUUGUGAAUGUUUGGCUUCUCUGCAUCUUCACCAGUUUCUUAGUGGUCCUCGGGGGUUGGUUUGGGUCUCGGGCUGUACUGAAUGCAAACAGUCUUCUCCACCUGGAACAUUUUUUGCCUAUUGGUGCAAUAAAUCCACCGCCGUUUUUACCUGAACAUGAGUGGAGGUUGAACCAUGAGAUCCACAGCGCUGUCCACAAAGCAGUGCGGGACUUUGUGUCUUCAUGGUAUCGUACUCUGCUGCCAGAGGUGGAAGGGGAGUUUGAAUGUGCAGUGCGUAAUACAAUGCUAGACUCAGUGAUGGAGCUGAAGGCGCGUGCACGGUGUGUGGACAGAAAGGCUCUGGUCCAACACCUGCUUGAACUCUAUGGCUCUCACCUGCAGAGCUACAUGACUGCAAGACAGGUGCAGUCAUCACAGAGGGAGGCCAUUAGCCUCUGGCAGAUCUACAGUGAAGUAGAUGCUCCUCACCCAGCUAUGAUCAGUGAAGCUGCUGAGCUCAGCUACUCAAGAGCUCUUGUUAACCUUGUCUUACACGUGCUUGUCCCAUACCCUCAGAUGGAAACCAGGACUGGAGGUUAUAUGGUAACAGAACUCAUCACCUGUAAUGUGUUGUUACCACUCAUCAGAAGGGUGUCUGAUCCUGACUGGCUGAACAAAACCAUUGUAGACAUAUUCACCAAGUCCAAAGAGCCACAGGAAAUGGAUGAGAUCCCAACAGCUAAACUGUACAGAUGUCAGGUCCAGCAGGAGUCUUGGACCACCUGCAUGUCACCGUCUUCUUCUGAGCAAGUUGGCCUCACCACCAAAAGCUUGUCUGACCUUGAUGACCAGCAGAGACAAAGCACGAUCUGUGACAGCUCCUUGCAGUGUGGCCCAGUGGGCCUGACAUGUAUGGAAAGUUGUCAUGCAGGUGUACUCACACCAGGCAAAAUGCACUGCUGUUCACUCACAUCUGGCCAGUUAUCUGAUUCCAAAAAGAUUUCAUUGGACUCAUUGAUUCAGUCUGACUCAGAAGAUGACCUGACAGCAGGAUUUUGUGACUGUGGUCAUCCAAAAAACUUGUGUCACAUGAGCAAAUUAAAUGAGGUUGAGGCCCUCUGCUGCUCAAGUCCUCUGAAAAAUCUUGGGCUGAAGGUGUUCAUAUCUGAAGACUCCCAGUGGCCUGCAGGAAUGGCCCAAGAGAAAUCCCCAUCUUGUUCCCCAGGAAGAGUUUGUCAAAACUCGUACAACUUAUACACUCCCAACAUCCAAGCUUCACCUGUGCAUAUCCAGAAUGUACAUAUUUCAGGUUCUGUCACUGCAAAAGAGCAACGUGGCAGUGGCACAUAUCCUUAUACUCUCUACACUGUCAAGUUUGAGACAGUGUCUGAAGCAGAAUAUUGCACAACUCUGGAGCCUGCAGCCUGUCACUCUGUCAGCCGCAGAUACAAUGAGUUCCUCAACUUACAAACACGUUUAGAGGAGAAGCAUGAAUUUAAAAAACUUAUCAAAAAUAUCAAAGGCCCCAAAAAAUAUUUUCCUGAGCUUCCCUUCGGACAUGCAGACAGCGAGAGGGUUGAGGCUCGUAAAAGCCAGCUGGAUAUGUACCUUAAACAAUUAAGCAGGAUUCCUGAGAUAGCCAACAGUGAGGACAUGCAGGAUUUCCUCGCUGUAAAGAAAGAUGUUUGCACCUAUUUUGGAAGAAAACCUUUUACCAAGUCAAGAAUUGAUAAGAUAAUGGAAAAUGCUUUAGACACAUUGAAGACAGCUUUCCCCUAUGCUGAGCCCCUUAGUCCAACAGAGGACCUUGAGGGAGAUGCAGAUGGAAACAGAAAGUACAGGAGACUUGUAUUCCCAAGCAAAAUUCCCCCAUCUCUCAACAUACUUGACCUGCAUCCUAAAGUCACCUACUGCUUUAGCGAAGGCAGCACUGUCCUCAAUGGCAUGACACUGUCUGGCCUGGAGACCUUCAUCGGAGAGCAGGAAAAACGUUUAUCUUGUCAGAAAGAGAACAAGACAACCAAGCAAUCUGAACAAUCUGACAAAGACAAGCCUUUAGGGAAAACUCACGGGGCAGACACAGCUGUCGCAGAUGUUGCUUUAAAGAUCGUGUGUGUGCUGAUGAAGGACCAGUGGAGUUGGCUGUGCACUGAAAAUAUUCAGAAGACUAUCAGACUGCUCUUUGGUACCUUCAUUGAGAGGUGGUUGGAUGUAGGAGUUGCCCACCUUACUAGUGCCCCCUGCUGGGUGAUUUACCUGCAAGUAUUGCAGGAAGCUGUGUGGCCAGGAGGCAAACUACCUGCUCAACCACAGCCAGAGCGUAGUGCUGCAGAAAGAGCAGAAACUAAAUGGAAAUGUCUUGAGUGUCUAAUGCAGCUGCUCCCAGAUCUCAUUACUGAUAUGCUGGGAAAUGAGUACAGAUGGAGCUUGGAGACUAUGCUGGAAUCGUUACAGGACCAUCAUAUAAACAAGCAUCUGAUCUAUUGCAUCUGUGACCUUCUGCUGGAGUUUCUGAUCCCAGAGUCAUGUGACAAGGGCUUUCAGAUGUGUCUGCUACAGAGCCUGACCAAAGACACAGAGAAGGAAAAUCCUCACUCAUGAUCAGCAUGUGUUAAUAGCCUGAUGACUGGAACCAUCUGAUGGAUGAUGAACAAUACAUACAUGUGGGUUGUUAUGAAUUUGUAACUGUAUCUAUAGUUUCUAGAUUCUGUAGUAUGGCAGCACAGAAAAAGCAGCAGUCCUUACCUGAUUGUUUGGUCCUAAAUGGCUUUCAACAUGUGAUGUCAGUCAUGCUGCUUCACCUUCCAACAGGAAUUUAGAACAAACGUCCAAAAAGAUGACACCUGUAUAUUUCUGAACACAAGGAGGAAAAUGGGGUGAAUGACAAAUAGGCUCAAAGUUAUUGCAUUAGCACCAGGACACAGUUAGCAGUGCAGUUAGCAGUUGUACUGCAUAUAUUGUGACAUUUGGUUCCUAUUUAAGUUGUUACUCCAGUCAGCUGAUGUGUCUGAGGUAUAACUUUUCACAAAACUGCAUAGUUUGGUUUGUAAAACUGUAGCACUAUAACAUUGACAAUAUGUGGCCUUGCUUUUAACUCACUGUUAACUCACUGCAACUAGUUUAGAUGAAUAAAUUGCAGCCAUUAGACCUUUACAGUAA